Fundulus heteroclitus (mummichog) is the source of this 2075-nucleotide messenger RNA. Its product is annotated as protein disulfide-isomerase A3. Gene Ontology annotation, molecular function: protein disulfide isomerase activity. The coding region runs from base 119 to 1603 and encodes 494 amino acids. The record is from RefSeq and is a predicted model, not a curated record. Gene Ontology annotation, biological process: response to endoplasmic reticulum stress; protein folding. NCBI's taxonomy places the organism in Eukaryota, Metazoa, Chordata, Actinopteri, Cyprinodontiformes, Fundulidae. The transcript is spliced from 13 exons. Gene Ontology annotation, cellular component: endoplasmic reticulum; cell surface.
UUUUUUUGUUAGGUUGAUGCUAAAUGUAGCUACAGUCCUCUUCGCUCAGUGACAGCCCAGUUUUCAUCGUGUUUAUUUUAAUUUUACAGUCACUGUUGGGUCCUGCUCUCUCCUCCUCAUGAUGCCCGUUAUCCCUCUCCUGUCCGCUGUCUCUCUGGCGCUGCUGUCUCUCUGUCCAACUGCCCUGUGCGCGCGCAGGGACGUGCUCGAGCUCGGCGACGCGGACUUCGACUACCUGGCAACGGAGCACGAGACCAUGCUGGUGAAGUUCUACGCUCCAUGGUGUGGCCACUGUAAGAAACUGGCGCCAGAGUUUGAAAAAGCAGCCGGUCGGCUCAAAGGAACUGUUCAGUUGGCAAAGGUGGACUGCACUGCUAACGCGGAGACCUGUGGUCGUUUUGGUGUUACCGGGUAUCCCACUCUGAAGAUCUUCAGGUCUGGCAGGGAUUCUGCACCCUAUGAUGGGCCUCGCACUGCCAAUGGGAUCUACAACUACAUGAAGAAGCAGAGUGGUCCAGACUCGGUCCAUCUGAAGAGUAAAGAGGACCUCCAGGACUUUGUCAACAACUACGAUGCCAGCAUUGUCGGGGUUUUCUCCGGUGCUGACGCCCCGCGUCUGGCGGAGUUUCUCAACGCCGCCGGUCUGUUGAGAGAACAGUUCAGAUUUGCUCACAUCACGGCUCCGCAGAUCGCUGAGGAGCACACUCAGACAGAAAGCGUGUUACUUUUCCGACCUCCAAGACUGUCCAACGCGUUUGAGGACAGCGUUGUGGUCUUCAAAGAUUACCUGACCAUCAGCUCCCUGAGGCGCUUCAUCAGAGAUCACAUCUACGGCCUGUGUCCUCACAUGACUGUGGAGAACAGAGACCGUCUCAGGGUGCGUGACUUGCUGACAGCAUACUACGACCUAGACUAUCAUCACAACGUCCGAGGGUCCAACUACUGGAGGAACAGGGUGAUGAAGGUAGCAUCCAAAUACGCUGGACGUGGCCUACUGUUCUCAGUAGCCAAUAAGAGGGACUUCCAGGCUGAGCUGGAGGACGACUACGGCCUGGGAACGUCAGACGGAGGCGAGCUGCCAUUCGUGACGAUCCGGACCAAACUGGGCCACAAGUACACCAUGAGGGAGGAGUUCACGAGGGACGGUCAGUCACUGGAGAGGUUUCUGGAGGAUUACUUCGCUGGCCGUCUCAAACGUUACAUCCGAUCAGAACCAGUACCUGAGAAGAACGCCACUCCUGUGAAGGUGGUCGUUGCCGAGUCGUUUGAUGAAAUCGUCAAUGAUCCACGUAAGGAUGUUCUGAUUCAGUUUUACUCUCCGUCGUGUCCGCACUGCAAGAAGCUGGAUCCGGUUUACAGAGAGCUGGCCCAAACGCUGUAUUCUGACCCAAACAUCGUCAUCGCCAAGAUGAACGCCGUCAAUAACGACGUCCCCCUGGGAUACGAUGUCCAAGGCUUUCCAACUAUUUAUUUUGCUCCAGUGGGUAAAAAAGAGGAUCCUGUUCGGUACCAGGGAACUCGAGAGCUGAAAGACUUCUUACAGUUCUUGAAACGUGAGGCGAGUCACAACCUGGUGCUCCCUGGGUUUAAGGAGGAACUGUGACACUUGUUCACCCACCGGUCUCAGGCGAGAGAGAAUAAAACACUGUCAGUGACAGACCCAUAAAGGGACAAGGCCAGUUCUGCUCUUUUUAAUGGACCUGGUGCAGAAUUGGUCUGAAAAAUAUUCUCUAAAACAGACUGAGUCCACCCUGAUUUCUUUCUUUAUGCCCAAAAUACUCACCUAACUUGUCAUAUUGCCUCGCUAAAUUAUUUAUUUAUUUAUUUAUUUAUUAAGCCAUCUCAUAUGCUGGGUUUAUUUAUUUUGUAUUUUAAGCAAAGUUGUCAUGGAUAAGUUGUAUUUAUUGAUCACGUGUCAUUUGUAUAUGGUGCAAUGUUGUAUUUAUUUAUUUUACAUGAGACUAACCUUUGUUACUAACUGAGCUGUGACUGUACUGAUUAAGAUAUCUGGUCUGAGCCUUUUUAACAGUGAAGCUCUGCUGGGACUGUUUAAUAAACUAUUAACUCACAUCUGA